Molecule: messenger RNA, 2382 nt
Organism: Abrus precatorius (Indian licorice)
Lineage: Eukaryota; Viridiplantae; Streptophyta; Magnoliopsida; Fabales; Fabaceae
Product: probable receptor-like protein kinase At5g18500
Exons: 8
Coding region: 526-2040 (504 amino acids)
Biological process (GO): protein phosphorylation
Molecular function (GO): protein kinase activity; ATP binding
Source: RefSeq, a predicted model, not a curated record
AUAGUAAAGACAGAAACAGGAAGAAAGAGAGUGAAAGGAGGAGAGUGUGGAGGGUGAAGAAAUUUGAAGAAACAGCAAAGAAAGUUUCUAUUUUGAUGCCUUCUCUUUUACUGUAUGUAAUGUGAGUCAUGUCACUUCCCAUCACCUACCACUGAUGAUUCCAUGCCUUCAUAUUAACCCCACCAUUUGCCUCUUCUCAGAAUUUCAUGUGCCUAUUGUGUUCUCUAAUUCCCUCCAACAGCACCACAAGGCUUGGAGGGGGAGGAAGGGAAGUGUCUCUGAAGUUUCAUUUCAGAUUGGAAACAGACACCCUUUUGAGCAUUUGAGAAAACCCAGAAGGCAAAAUCUCACAUUGGUAAGAUUUUCACAGUGGGUUUGAGCUUGGGGUGCUCCCAUGGCUUCACACCCAAGAGGUUUUAGGGAGCAUAAGAGAUCCAGUGUUUAAGUUGCUUCAGUUUUUGAGGAGGAGCUGAGGAAAUCCGCGCAGGAUUUGAGUUGUGAACAGAGUUAUUUGGCAGCAGCAAAAUGGCGUCUGAUCUGAAUUCCGGGUUGUCCAAGAAAACAUUUGUUUUUGGAUUGAAAGUGUGGGUAUUAAUGGGAAUAUUAGUUGGCUUAUUCAUCAUCAUAAUUCUUGUGGUGCUAUCAAUAUGUCUUACUUUAAGAAAGAAGUCCAGAAGAGUCAAUGGCAAACUUCCCCUUUGCCAUGUGUUAUCUGUUUCGGAAGAUAUCAAAGAAAUAAAAGUUGAUCAAGUUUCAGCAAAUAAUCAUCCACAGAAUGGUGCUUUUAUGAGUCUGAAUGACAAAUUUGGUGACAGGGAGUCUGAAAAAGUUUUGGUCCAAACAAAGAAUGGGGAUAAUAGCAGUCUAUCAGGCUCAUUUACUCAUUUAGAGAAAGACGCUAAUGGCUCUCAAUCAGGUGAAGAAAGUGGUGUUAAGAGCUUUUCUGCUUACAGGUCUUCUUCACAUCCUAUAACUGCACCAUCCCCUUUGUCUGGUCUGCCUGAAUUCUCUCACCUUGGCUGGGGACACUGGUUUACAUUAAGGGACCUAGAACUUGCAACAAACAGGUUUUCAAAAGACAAUGUUAUUGGUGAGGGUGGAUAUGGAAUUGUUUAUCAAGGUCAACUAAUCAAUGGGAGUCCUGUGGCUAUUAAAAAGCUCCUCAAUAAUUUAGGACAAGCUGAAAAGGAAUUCAGGGUGGAGGUUGAGGCUAUUGGGCAUGUACGGCAUAAGAAUUUGGUUCGACUUUUGGGCUAUUGCAUUGAAGGAACUCACAGGUUAUUGGUUUAUGAGUAUGUUAACAACGGCAAUUUGGAGCAGUGGCUUCAUGGAGCCAUGCGGCAGCAUGGCUUUCUUACUUGGGAUGCUCGGAUAAAAAUUCUCCUUGGAACAGCCAAAGCGCUGGCUUACUUGCAUGAAGCAAUUGAGCCAAAAGUUGUGCAUCGAGAUAUUAAGUCCAGCAAUAUUCUAAUUGAUGAUGAAUUUAAUGCAAAGAUAUCUGAUUUUGGGCUGGCUAAGUUACUGGGUGCUGGAAAAAGUCAUAUUACGACUAGAGUUAUGGGUACUUUUGGAUAUGUAGCUCCAGAAUAUGCCAACUCUGGCUUGCUAAACGAGAAGAGCGAUGUUUACAGCUUUGGGGUAUUGCUCCUUGAAGCAAUUACAGGAAGAGACCCAGUAGAUUAUGGCCGACCAGCAGCUGAGGUAAAUUUGGUUGACUGGCUCAAGAUGAUGGUAGGGUGUCGGCGCUCAGAAGAGGUGGUAGACCCCAACAUUGAGACUAGGCCAUCAACAAGUGCCCUGAAGCGAGCCCUCUUAACUGCUCUUAGGUGUGUUGAUCCAGAUGCUGAAAAAAGACCAAGGAUGAGCCAAGUUGUCCGCAUGCUUGAAUCAGAGGAAUAUCCUAUACCUCGAGAGGAUCGAAGACGCCGAAGGAGUCAGGCCGGAAACAUAGAGCUAGAGACCCAGAGGGAGGCUUCUGAUACAGAUAAGAGUGACAAUCCAGAUUCUAAGCCGAAUGGCAGGAGCCAACUUGUGCAGUGAAUUUCGAGGACAAGGAACAUAAGUGAACUGGGAAAUUUUGCAUUCUUUUGAGCUUAUGUAAGUUCUGAUGCCUGCCACCUUUUACAUUAAAAAACAUGGAGCAGGAACCAGUUACUUUGGAAUGGUUUAUAUACUUAUUUCUUGUUAUAGCUUAGCUGUAGAUGUUAGAAUGUAGAUUCUUGUGGAUGAAUAUGGGACUGGACAAGCUCUUACCAAUGUGGUGUGUACAGUUCAAUACCAUUCUUUUUUCUUUUGUUUUCUUUUCAUUUGUUUUAUGGUCAUGGAGGAACUACCCUUUCUUUCUGGAAGUUCAGAAAAAGAUAAGCCGAUAGUUCAUAAUUG